This is a messenger RNA of Cladocopium goreaui, 8376 nucleotides long. The record is from the annotation of a GenBank genome assembly. NCBI's taxonomy places the organism in Eukaryota, Dinophyceae, Suessiales, Symbiodiniaceae.
AUGGCGGAGAAGCAGAAAAGGAUAGAGAAGACGCGAGAAGGAGUUCCCAUUUGGGAUGGAGAUGCCGGAACAUAUCAGGAGUUUGAAGAGAGCGCUUUGCUGUGGGAGCAAUCCAUUGCAAUGCACAAGCGCUACUUGUGCGGCCCGAGGCUUCUCACAGAGCUGACGGGCACUGCUCGCAGGUUCACUGUGGGCAAGCAUCCCGAAUGGCUCUCCUUCAAUGGAGGCGUGCAGCGGCUUCUGACGUACCUGAGGUCAAACUUGGGCCUUCCACAGAUGCCUGAACUGACGGAUCAUUUGAGCCGUUACUUCCGGCAGUCCAGGCGCAAGAAGGGGGAGACCAUGAAUGAGUACGUCACUAGAAAGUCAGAACUGUAUGCAAGAGCUAGGCAAGGACUUCACAGGGUGAUGUCUCACUAUGAGAAAAAGAAGCCAGCGUGGGAGAAGAGCUACGGCGGCUAUAGCCGUCCAGGGUCCACCGACCCUUGGGCCAACUACAGGAGGACACCCUCCCUGGCUGGCAGUCAGAACCUGAGUGCUGAGGAGAUUCAGGAUGAUCGGGAAGCGCUUGCUCGACCUGAUGAUCAAGCUGAGGCCACCGAGGAUGCAACUGAGGAGCGAAGCUCCACUGGUCCAGGUCCUUCAGGAGACUCCUGGAGUUAUCCGGACUGGUGGUCAAAUGACUGGUGGAGUACCUCUUGGACACCUUCCGAGAAUGCCGACUGGAAUGUGGAAGCCCCUGAACUACUACCAGAGUAUGUUCAGGGCUGGUACCUCCUGUUUGAUUCUGGCCUGGACACCAACGAGCGCAACAUGAUCGUGGCAGCCCUGAAGGGCGACUUCACUAUGACCCGAGUGGCACAGGAGCUACGCAGCCAGUGGACUGAUGAGGACCUGCGUCGUCGAGAUGCAGCUAAUCGUCACUCCAGCUGGUGGGUGGAUGAGAAUGAAGAGGCCGAGUCUGAGGACUAUGACACUGCCUGGGUUGCCCAGGCUCACCGCAACUUCAAUGACGAGGGCCUCGCACUCCUGGGUGAAGCUGAAGAUGUGGCUCAAGAAGCCCUAGCCAUGAUGGAGCGCGGGCGUCGCACCUUGAAAGAGGCCAGACAGAAACAACAUCAGGUGAGGAUGUCCCGGAAGUACUACCGCACCAACUUCAAGCCCUCUGGAAGCACUUCGGCUGUAGCUUCUGGCACAGAUCAAAAGUGCUUCCGAUGUGGUGGUCCUCACAAGACUUCAUCAUGUCCAAAGGCAAUGGCAACAACGACAGCCUCUUCAGCCGAAGAGCAGGCUGCACCUUUCAUCUGUUUUGCACAAGACCAGAUCACCAAGGACCAUGAGAUUGUGGAGCCCUAUGUCCCGGACGACCACGAGGUGAACUACCUGGAUGCUGGGUUCUCCGAUGCUUGCCCAGAGGCCUUCUUUGAUGUUGCCGACACCAACAGCAUAGGGCCUAUCUCCACUCAGAUGGCCGUCGAACAAGGCAAGGCUGUCGUUGAUGGAGGGGCUACAAAGACCCUUGGCAGCGUGGUGGCCCUCGAGAAGAUCAUUGCCCUCAACAAGUACAAGCAUGGGACUUCUCGUUUGGCCGACCUUGACUUGGAGAACAAGCCUACGUUUGGUUUUGGAAAUUCAUCAAAGAACCAGUGCGUGUCCACAGCCUCACUCGAGGUUCAAGCUGAUGGCAAACCUGGACAAGUACAAGUACAUGCGUUGGAUGCGGGAGCAGGACCUGUGCUGUUCUCCAUUGAGUCCUUACGGGCCUUGGGAGCAAUCAUCGACUUCUCUGAGGACAUGGUCGUCUUCCGCAAGAUCAACCCGUCCAAGAUCAUCAAGAUGGAACGUUCGGCCACUGGCCAUCAGCUGCUGCCCAUGACUCAGGAUUGGUACAGUGAUGCUCGGAGCACUGCACAGCCAGAAUUGGUGGAAGAGCUCCUGAUGACCUUUGGCGAAACAGCUCCAAAACAGUGGAGCAUCAUGGAGAUCGAGAGUCGCCUUUUGGAACUCAAGGAAGCCAACGGGAUGGUCACUCAGAAAGGGAAGGUACGGCCACCGAUGCGCCAUGCCAUGAUCGAACUGAACAAGGCCAGCAAGAAGAAGUCCGACCUUGUGGACUACGUGAACAACAAGCUCAUGGUGAAGACCCGCGGCACCGAGACCAUUCAGGAGCUGCAGCGCUUGGGCACCAAGAAGAUCUACCAGACCACAGCCGCCUCUCCGGAGGACCCUGUGGGGUUCGGGGAACACUGCAGUCUGCAGUACCACGAGCUUCUAGCCCAACACCCACAGUAUGCCAGCUGGGUCGUGAAGACCGCCACCGAGGGGGAAUGCGACUACCGCCUGGCCCGUCUGGCCAAUUGGCUCCAGAGCCCAGAGGCACAGCAUCCGAUGCCGACCUACAAGCAGACCUCCAGCGGCUACAAGAACACAUCGACGCCGGCCAGCGGCUCGAAUGGCAAGACCGAGAACAUGAUGAUGCAGAUGAUGCAGAUGAUGCACGCCCUCAAGGAGGACGUGGACAAUCUGAAAGCCGAGAGGCCUCACAAGAAGGUCGAAGCAUCCAGUGUCUCCGAGAUGACAGAGUCAUCCCCAGGCUCUUUUGUGCCGAUCCCACAAUUGAUUUCGAAUGCCUUUGAGGCCCUGCUAUCACACCAGCGCAUAGAGCUGCUGGAAGUGGCAUGUUCGGCCGACAGCGUGCUGUCUCGCACCAUGCAACAAAAAAAAGGUGACGAGGGUGCGGUGGGCAUUUGUGAACAGGCUAUUCAGGGUACCAAGACUCUCAUGAACAAAAUAGCUGAAGAUGACCCAGAAGUCACCGCAGCAGAAGCUUUGGCUGAAGCCACUAGGACCUUUAAUAGCCGAGAACUGAUCCGAGGCUAUUCGCCCAUCCAACAUGCCCUUGGCCGUGCGCCUGAUGCCACCGGGCGACUUUUCCCUUGCGGCCCCAGUGAAUGUCCAGAGCUGCUGGUAGAGAACGCCUCUGGCGAGAUGGAUCGCCAGCUCCAGCGAAUGCAAAGUGCGGAAAAGGCCUUCCUUGAAUGGACGGCAAGCCAGAGACUCCAAAAAGCCAAGAACUCAAAACCCAGAGAUGUCACCAACUAUGAGCCAGGAGACCUAGUGUAUGUGUGGAGAAAGCAAGUGAGCGGCCAAGCAGCCAUUAAAGGUGGCUCGUUUGUGGGGCCAGCCCGCAUCCUGGCGGUGGAGCAACAUCGCUCUCCCGACGGGACCCACAAGCAGGGCAGCUCAAUUUGGUGCGUCAGAGGGAGAAGACUUCUCAAGUGCUCCCCAGAGCAACUACGUCGAGCCUCCGAGCGGGAGGUCCUCUUAGAAGAACUACAUGCCAAACAAUACGAUGACUGGGACUUUGAUAGAGUAGCUCAACAACUUGGAGGGAACGAGUUUCUGGAUGUGUCCACCGAAGUACCCUCUUAUGCAGAAUGGCUACGAGCUCAAGAUCCAGUCCAAGAAUGGCAACCAAUGAGAAGAUGUGCAAGAAAACGAGGCCCCAUGGUAGAUGAGAUGAGUGGCAUGGGACCGGCUCCUCCAACAUCCAGGCCAACAGGGCGAUCCAGGAGUCCAACUUCCAGGCCUACGCCUUCUACAUCUUCAGGAGCACCCGUGUCACAGAGGCCUCGAAUGAGUGCCCAACAAGGCAUGGCUGCUGCCCCACCAUGGUGGAACCAGUCAAGUAUCCAGGAAGUGUUUGCAGUCACCGAGUGCACCUUCUGGAUGGAUGAGACCGCGGCCGUGGCCGUGGAGGUUCCCAUGCCAGACACACGUGCUGGAUCUGAACGAGCUCUUCGAGAUCUCCCUUCUUACUUUGCCAGUAGCUUGAAGAAACGGUCAGCAGUUGAAGUCUGUGAGCGUCACCUAUCUGAGGAAGAGCGACAACAGUUCCGAUCUGCAAAGGCCGUGGAAGUGAGUAACUUCAUAGCUGCCAAGGCUUUUGAAGCCCUUCCAGAGAAACUUCGCCCAGCACGCGAACAAGCAGUGAAGAUGCGUUGGAUUCUGACAUGGAAGCAGAAGGAGGAUGGCAGCCGAAAGGCGAAAGCCAGAGCCGUUCUUUUAGGAUACCAAGAUCCCUGCUAUGAACAGAGAGCAACGACUUCUCCAACCACGACUCGCCAGACCAGGCAACUGCAGAUGCAAUUAGCCGCUUCAUAUCGCCACAAGAUGCGAAAAGGUGAUGUGACAGGUGCUUUCCUGCAAAGCAGGCCAUACCCUGAUGACCUUUUUUGUAUACCAUGCCCAGAGAUCUGUGAAAAGAUGGGACUCCCAGCAGAGUCAAUCACCAAAGUGAAGAAAGCCUGCUAUGGCUUAGUUGAUGAGUCUGAGAAAACACAGCUUCGGGCCUUGCUGGGAGGGGUCUCAUGGCACGCACAACAAGUUGCGCCCCACUUCAGUGCUGAAGUCGGCUUGCUGUUGUCAGAGGUGAACAAGAGUACUAUAGAGACCAUUUACAAGGCUAACAGGAUCUGCCGCAGCCCCGGAGCAGCAGAAGCAGCAGCAGCAAACAACGGAGAAGAUCUCCUCUUUUUUGCGAGAUUCCAACUGGCAGAAAUGAUGGGAGCUCAAGUCAAUGUGAGAGACAUCAACAGUGUCGUCAACCAGAUCAGUGGAUGCCUGGUUACUGACUCCAGGAAUGUGUACGACAAGUUAGAGACCGAGGUCUUGUCCGUGAAGGGCGCUGAGAAGAGAACAGACCUGGAGUUACUCUCCUUGAAAUCUGCCCAGAUUCGCAAUGCUGCGGAGAUUAGAUGGGUUCAUAGUGAAGCUCAGCUAUCAAACGGGCUGACCAAGAGCAACGAGCACAAGCAACUGCACCUGUUCUACCGCAUGGGCCACAAGUGGCGCAUAGUCGAAGAUGAAGAAAGAGCAGCUGCAAUGAAGAAGAGCAUCGCCAGCGUGUCUCCCCGCUCCAGGCAGGAAGCGGCCAGUGCCAUCUCUGACUUCUGCCAGAAAUAUCCAGCGGCCCGAGUCAGACCGAAUUCGCAAGAAUUGGACAAGCUUUGGGCCAAGAUUCAUGAACUGAAGCCCAUCGCAUUGACCAGUGCUUUUUACGAUGAGCUCAGCUUUACCAAUGGUGACACCUCCUGGCAACCCCGACUUCGUGUGUUAUAUGCCAUGGAGUACCUCUACAAGAAGCAUCCCACGGGAAAGGAGGUCGCUAUGAGUGUCAUGGGACAAGCCAAAGGUAUCAUUCAACACCUUACCGAGGUGCAGCAAUGUGCUGAGAAGGCGACAGAGGUCAUGAAGCUUAUCACUGGCAGGGUCAAGGAGAAGCAGGACGAUGGAGCAAAGGCGGAUGAAGAGGAGGCGGCCAAGAAGGAGAAGCCAAUCGCAAAGCCUGCAAAGGCGGCCCCCGCGCCAGAUCUGCUAGACAUGUCGGAUCCCCCCGCCGCUGCCGCGGCACCAGCCGCGACCCCGGCGCCCUCGCUGAGCGAUGUGGACCUCCUGGGAGGGCCACCGCAAGGCAGCAGCUUGCCGCAGGACCUGGACCUGCUUUCACCAGCCCCAGCUGCCCCAGCUGCCGCUGCGCCGCUGUCCCUGGGUGCCGGUGCCAUUCCCUUCACUGCCAGUGCUUCACUGCCGGGCAGUACGAGUCUCCUCUUGGGGAUGCCGUCCUCCGGGCCCAAGGCUGCAACCUUGCCACUCUUCCCCCCUUCAAGUGGCGCAAGCAGCGCAUAUGGAGGUGGCUUGGGCCAGCCCAUGGGUCCUAUGGCUCCCAUGGCUCCCAUGACGGCGGCCAAAGCGCCGUACAUCCCGUCCGUCCUGGAGACGACUCCGAAGCAGAAAGAUCCGUUUUCAUUUGUUUCUGAUCUGACUGGUAUUGGAGAUACCGCAACUGCGCCGGGACCCUGGGAGUCCUCCUGGGAUCAGGUCCUAAAGGCCUCGGUCUCCACGUUCCAGGAGGUGGUGAAGUUGUAUGAAGAUGCCUUAGCCUUCAACGAACUGCAGGAGGGUUCGUUGUUCAUCCGCGCCCAUCUCCCCACGCUCUACCACUACGCGCUGCGCGGCACCGGCGUCGCCGAGCUCGGUGUGGCCCAGGGAUGGUCCUCCAUCGCCUUCGCCCGAGCGGCACUGGAGUCCAAGGAGAGGUAUCGCUAUAGGAUGUAUGAUAUCGUACGUGCCCCUGGCGUCCAGAAGAUUUUACCUUUCCUGGUCAACUGCAGUCGGGUGGAUGUUCACUUUCGAGAAGGAGAUGUGUUGAAUCAGAGCUUUCUGCAGGAACUUGGGGCUGAAGAUGGGCCCUUUCCACCGCAUGAUUUGCUGUUCAUUGACACUUCACAUACCAGGGAACAGUUGGCUCAGGAAUUGGAGGCUUUUAGUCGCUACACCAAGCGUUAUAUCAUCCUCCAUGAUACCGAAACCUUUGGGAAAAGGGACGAGUUGGUCCAUGAUGAGGGGACGAGCAUCUCAUAUCAGCGAAAACGAAAGCUGCUGGAGGAACAGCUAGUAUUUCAUCUUCAACAGUUGAUGCAUGAGCAGGCUGUGUCGUCGCUAGAGGACCUAAGUCUCCACCUGGUGGACCAAGCAUCGCAGAAGGCCGAGCAAGACUUGGCCCAAUGGGCAGGACUUCAAAAUGCCUUGAGCUUUUGGUUACAGGGACCGGCCAAGGGGGAAUGGGAAAUCUUGGAACACUCCCUGACAGACAACGGCCUCACCGUCCUCGGACGCACCUCCAACGGCCACGGCCACGGGGCGGUCGUUUCGGCGUCGAAUGCCACGGAGCUGUGCAGAGAGCGGCUCUGGCGGCUGCGGCAACGGGCAGCCAAGCUGCUCACCUGGUCCCCCCGAUUUCCCCGAGACACAGCCCAUGCAGCGAUCCUGGAGAGAAGGAGAGCUGAAGACAUGGCACAACACCUUCGCUCGGCCAAGAGUUCCUGUCCUGGAAAUUGGGAAGUCACUGCUGCGAUGCAACUGCUGCGCUGGCACAUGUCAAGUGGUUCUGGUGUUUUGAAUGGCACUCGGUCUGCGCUUGGAGCGGUUCAGCGGCAAAGUGCGGAGCUGUUCUUUGCUGCGCUGGCGGGGUAUCAGGAUGGACCGGGUUCACAAUGGAUUAAGCUGCUUGAGGAGAGCAUCAGUCUCUGGCCCUACAGGUUGGAAGGUUGGUUCCAAUUAGCCAGGGCCCUGACUGCGCGCGCAACGCAGGGAACGCAGGGAACGCAGGGAACGCACCACUGGAGCCGGGCAGCGCACGCCUGGCGGCGUUCCCUGGUCUUGUGUGGGAGAAAUCGCUGGGUGGCUGCGGUGGCAUUGGAUGGCUUGCGCCUUUUAGGUCACGAAGCCGAGGCUAGGACCAACCUGCAACGCUUGACGGGUCUGUUGGCCGAUGAUCGUUCGCCUGAGAAGCUUUGGGAGGCAGCUGACAGGCCGAGCCCUGUGAUGCUCAUCGAAAGGCCAGAUGCUGAGAAGUGGAGAUCAUCCAACUUUUUCAGCCAUGAUGUUCAAAGGGCUAAAAGGCUGGUCGAAGUCCAAUUGCCCAUUAUCCACAAGGAUCUUCAACUGCUAAAGUCUGACCUAUGCGAUGUGAAUUCAUCCAGCUGUGAGAUCUUGGAAUACUCCGCCUGUCACUUUUCAUCCAGCUGCAAGCUGGUGCCAGGGAUCUGUAGCAUCCUCCAGGAGCUGGAAACUCAGGGUCUUCGGAUCUUAGGAUCCUCCAUGAUGGAAGCCUCACAGCUGAGUUCCCGGGUGCCCACCGAGUUUCCGGGCCGCCUUCGGUUGUGCUGUAGCCUGGAUCCCGCGACGGUUGAGUCAUCUGAGGCCUGCUUCUGGUUGGAACCUUCGGCUUCGAAAAUCUGGCCAUCUGAGAGGGUGAAGUUUUUUCUGGUGGAUUUCAUCGAUCCAAAGUACUUUUUCGAGGAAUCCCAACUGGAGAUCAGUGGAGAACCCUUCCAAAGCCUGCUGUGGCUGCAAGCUGUCCUUGCUCGCCUCGGCGAUGGGUUCGGGGAACGAAGCUUUCCGGGCUCAAGCAGCCUGCUGGACGUACCGAAACCUGCCAGAUUUUCGGGGCAGAAAAGUUGGGGACUACCGUGGAUACACUUUGCGGCAUCCUUAGACACCAUCCGCAAGGACCUUUGUGCUGUGAAAGGCCUUGCGAUUCAGUUGUCAAUGGCUUUGCAGUCGGAAGACUAUGGCAAAGCAAAGAUUCUACUUGGCAUGACCUAACUGAACGGUGUGCAAAAACCCCUUGCUGUUCUCCACCAGGAAAGUGCUUCCGCAUCAGAGAAAACCACUCCGCAGAUCUCUCGCCCGGAGGAAAACCCGAAGUGACAAAUCGUCAGAUCGGUUGGAAAACUCCACGCUGGUAGCAGAUGGCUUCGAUGGUAACCUUGGACCUGGGCUGAAAGGUCUUCGGAGUCAGGAGCCAAGAUC